Molecule: messenger RNA, 1986 nt
Organism: Stylophora pistillata
Lineage: Eukaryota; Metazoa; Cnidaria; Anthozoa; Scleractinia; Pocilloporidae
Molecular function (GO): protein binding; glycosyltransferase activity
Source: RefSeq, a predicted model, not a curated record
UGUACCUGCCCUUGAUUCUUCAACCAGUCAUCUUGAGGAAAAACUAGCAGAACUAUGCACGAAACUCAGGAGACUCAGAAUGGAAGGUACUCUGCCUCCCCCUGAACUCUUUACUGCUAAUCUUGAAGAAGAACUAGAGGAACUACUUGCCAAACUAAAUAGACAAAGAUGCGAGGGCAGUUCAUCUCUCCCUGAUAACACCUUUGAAAUAAACCUAAUACAACUACUCGAGAAACUGAAGAAAAAAAAGAUGGAAGUUACAAUGUAUCCGACCAUUAGAUCAGGACUGGAGAAGUUUGAUGUCAGUUUACCCAAGGAACUCCAGAGCUAUGUCAGCUACUUAUCAAAUGGGUCAGCCAAACUUGGCUUACGCAGGCGAGUACUUCGAUCGCCUAGUGCCGUGAAAGACUUUCUAGAAGCAAUGGAUGAACACGAAUUGAAAACAUUUCUUACCAUUCACAUCAGAGAAGGUGCUUGGCAGGUGGUGCUGCUGUUUACGGAUGAACUUCCUUCAGAUAAACUGCCACGGGACUGGUUCGAUGAAAUGUGGGACAGGCACAAGGGCAAGGAGACGGUGGGUUCAUCGUUAUACAGUUCGACGUCAGGCAUAUUGAAGGCGUGGCCAACAGAGUACGACCCUGAUUUGGUAACAUUGUGUAAAGCGAUCACCAACUGGGACUGGAAAGUAACCAGAUUAAUCCUUUCUGGGAGUCGGAUAUCUGAUGAAGGUUUAAAGAACUUAAGUACAGCUCUUACUCAGAGUGAACUUUACAGCUUGGCCCUGUGUGCCAAUAACUUACAAAGUCAAGGAUUAAAACACCUGUGUGAAGCGCUGAUCAGUGGGAACUGCGAUUUAAUCAGCUUGAGCGUCACUCGCAAUGGGUUAGGAGAGGAAGGAAUAAUGCACUUGUGUGACGUGCUCACCAGUAAUAACUGCAAGUUAAACAGUUUGAACGUCAGUCAGAAUUUCUUCGGAAAUGAAGGAAUAAAACUCUUGUGUGAUGCACUGAUCAGCGCUAACUGCACUUUAACCAGCUUAAAGGCCAGUUGGAAUGUGUUAGGGGAUGAAGGAAUAAUGCCCUUAGCUAGAGCUUUAACUAACAAGAACUGUGCAUUAACGAGCUUAGACAUUAGUUUCAAUAGAAUAGGAGAUGAAGGAACAAAGUUCUUGUGCAAAGCCUUAACUGAUACCAACUGCAAACUAAGGAGCUUAAACCUCCAUGGAAAUUUGAAGAUAACAGAUGUGGGCAAACAGUGUUUGUCUGAAGCGAUAACCGGUACUGAUUGGGAAGUCAGAGAAGGCCUGAUACUUUCCCUUUCCAUCAAGUCAGAGGUACAGUAGAGCUCGGCCAGGCUCCUCCUGUUAAUUAUCGUAUGUUAUGUAAUAAUUUCAUUGUUAUAAAGGGUAGAAUUUAUUAUUUAACGCGUUAUUCUGUUUGUUUGUUCGGUGAUUAAUCCCACAUUAUAGAUUCUCCAUCAGUUGUCGAUCAAACAGUGUUUUCUAAACGACUCUCAGUGUGGUACACGAAACGUCGCCAUCAAUUGAUGACUGACUCGGUGUUGUUAGACAACAAUUAUUAAACUUUACUGAUCUUUUGUUCAUGUAAAGUUUAUUUCAGAAAAUAGGUUUUAAAUAAGCCUUUUCUGGAAGCAUAGAUACAAGUCCAUACAACGCAUCGGUAGGAUGCCAAGAAUAUUGAAUUACAUAUUUAUAACGUAGUUAAUAAAUAUCUUUAAGUUUGUCCUCAGAAAGACAAAAUUUUCAAUAUUCUACAUGAGCUAUUGACGUACAAAUAAGGUGGUAAAAUGCUUGCUUAAUUCUAAUACAAGAUAAUAUUUUUAUGGUCUUAAAAGUACUAUUUAACAGCUAAAUUGGAAAUGCUCUGUUUCCUGUUUACCUUGUUAGUUCUAUGAGGCAGAUUUAGGUGUUGUAAAAAAUAUUGUAUUCUCUUUUAAAUUAGUUUUUAAAACUACACACAAGGUAUA